Molecule: messenger RNA, 4563 nt
Organism: Theileria equi strain WA
Lineage: Eukaryota; Apicomplexa; Aconoidasida; Piroplasmida; Theileriidae
Product: ABC transporter, ATP-binding protein domain-containing protein
Exons: 1
Coding region: 1-4563 (1520 amino acids)
Biological process (GO): transmembrane transport
Cellular component (GO): membrane
Molecular function (GO): ATP hydrolysis activity; ABC-type transporter activity; ATP binding
Source: RefSeq, a predicted model, not a curated record
AUGAUCAAUAAUAACAAAUCAAAUGACUUGGAAGAUGAUCAACAGUUUUGGGAGAGUGAGGUGGAGCUGGCAAGGAAAAAGACUCUUGCUCCAGAUGGAAAGAAGUUCAGAUACUUUGAUGACAAGGGAAUCUUUAAUUUCGUGUUUAUGCUAUGGAUGUACAGGUGGGUUAAGGAAACGUCAAAGAGGUAUCUAGAUCCUUAUAUGCUUCACCCUCUCCCCUUGGCUGACCAGAUUCUUAUAUGGCAGCCCAUUCUUUCUAAGCACAUUAGUGAUGGUAUCGCAAGCCUGGAAGUAUAUGAAUCUUUAAGUGAAUAUGAGAAGAAGAAAGCCAAGAAACCUGUAAGAUACAUUUUGUUAAGGGCUCUAAUUUUGACCUUUUGGAAGAGGCUGCUUGUUAUUCUAGGGUGUGUAGUAGUGGUUAAUGCUAUUGGUAUGAGUGUUGCUAUUUUCCUGCACAAGUUGCUUAGAUUUUUAUCAGAGGAAGAUUUUAAAUUUGUGACGUUUCUAUCCCUUGCAUUUUCUACUGUUUCUAUUGAAUUAUCCAAGGAAAUCUGUAUGGACCACACCAAUUAUUAUCUGCACAGAUUGGAAACCAUUAUUGAUUCUUCAAUUCGCAUUACAGUAUUCCAACAUGGAUUCUGUUAUAGAAGGAGCCAGUUUGGAAACUUCCAAUCCAAGGAAGCUGCUUGUAAUAGAAUUAUACACAGUUGCUCCGGAGAUUCACCCUGUUCCAGCGACCUAUUACUAUGCCCAGCUAGACGUUAUAAGAAUAAUGAAGUUAAUCCAAAACUGUAUGCUCUUAUUCUUAACGAUCCUCACUAUCUUCCAUUUUUAAUCGAAUGCAUUGCUGGAUUCAUUGAUUUUUUUACAGCUUUUACGUAUGGUAUCAUAUUCGUUGGCAGCCAGUUUAACAUGCAAGCAAGGACUAUUUUGAUGGUAUCCUUCUCCUUAGUAGCAUCUAUGAUCAUGGUAGAAAUUAUAAAUGGUUUACUCAUGAAGUACUACUUUGGAAUUAGAGAUAAUAAGAUCGCUAAAUCUGAGGAGGUUAUGUCUGGGCUAUACUUGAUUGAAAGGAUGGGACUUGAUGAUAUUGGCCACAAUGCUAUUACAGAAGCCAGAAACGAUGAACUGGUAUUUAUGUUUGUUCGUUUGUUUCUUUCAUUUGUUAAUAAGGUAAUAUUUACAAGUAUAGUGUGUAUAUAUCUUAUUGCUCUGGUCAGGGACUUCGUCAGAGAACUUAGAGAAGCAGCUGACCUCAAGGCCGUUGAUCCUUCUGGACUACUCGCCUCGGUCUUCGUUAUUAUGAAAAGCAUUGGCCCACUAUACAUGAUUCCAAUAAGGCUAAGAAUGUUAAUGUUUAGUCUUAACGCAUCAAGAAGACUUGAAUUAUUCUUCAGAACUUGUUCACCAAACUUUUACAUUCCUGAUAACAAGUUUACUGGGAAGACUACUCUGCCAGAGACACUACCUGAUGAGGAUAAGACACUGCCCAAGGGUCUGGUUGUAAUGUUCAAGAAGGCCUCCUUUGCGUGGGUCAAUAGCAGGAAGGAUCUCCUAGACAACACGGGUACUACUUGUCUUAGGAACCUUGACUUUGUCCUCAACACUGGUGACCUUGCCAUUAUUACUGGUGCUCAAGGUUCUGGCAAGACCAACUUUGUCAAGGCUAUCCUUGGUGACAUGACUCUUGUUGAAGGAUCAAUGGCUGUAUUGCCUCUCUCUACUAACAUGCCAAUAUUUUAUGCCUCUCAGGAUGUCUGGCUACAAAAGGGUACCAUCAGGGCUAACAUUACCUUUGGUCACAGAUUUUAUGAGGAUAUCUACAAUACAGUCAUAAAAGCAGUUGAACUUGAACAUGAUAUAUCCACUUGGGAAAGAGGUGACAUGCGUAAGAUUUCUGAACAUGGUUAUUCCCUCAGUGGAGGUCAGAGAAUGAGAGUUGGACUUGCUCGUGCCAUCUACGCUUACCUCAUCUUUAGCAAGACUAAUAGGGAGAGUGAAUCUGGACAUUCCUUCCUUGUGGUAAUAGAUGACUGCUUCACUAGCUUGGAUCCAUUCGUGGCGAAGACAAUCUUCAAGAACUUGUUUGAAAAGGGAAGAGGUCUACUCUCUGGUGGUGAUGUUGCCACAGUUCUAACGAUAUCCAAGCGUAUUUUGGAUGCUUGUGUAUCAGCUGAGUCAUCGGAGUCAUUCCCGGAUGCUCCAAUAUAUUUUCUGGAGAACAAGGGUCUUGUGCAGAGCAACAAACUUAAAUCCCUAAUAGAGCACGAAGUUGGUCAUAUUGAGCCUCCAAAACCUUCUUUCGAUAGAGUGAAGCUUUCAUCUGUAUCACGUGAUAUUCUUAGCAGAUGCAGUUCUGAUGACUAUACUCGUGAUGGACGAAGAAGGUCAACAAAAUCUAGAUACUCCGACUCUCCCACUGUUCAAAUGUUAUAUGAUAGGAUCAAUUUUAAAUGUGGUAAGAAUAAGAACUUCAAGCCAUAUCUGGUGUAUAUCCGUGCAGCAGGUUGGCCUAUAUUCUUCUUUGUUUUAUUCACCAUUUUAUUCUCAACACUGGAUAAUACAAAGUUUAUUAUUGUUUCAAAAGUCUCUGAUUCCAUUAUUGAUUAUACAAAUAAGCACAAAGAAACAGUAAUUUCACCAGAGGAUAUCAAGGACUAUGCAUCCAGAGCUCUUAGAUGGAUCGUUGUUCUUUCAACAUCAAUUAUGAUUGGCGCAUUACUUCGUAUUAUAACAAUGACUAUUGCUUCAUUUAAUGUAUCAAGGAGAAUACAUGAGUAUUCUGUUAAUUCCAUAUUUACAAGUAGCUCAGCCAUAUUGAAGAUUAAAAAAUCCAUUGGCAGUAUUUUGACAUUCUUAUAUAUGGAUAUUGUUUUUAUUGAUAAUGGUUUGGGUUAUAUUCUUCAAUAUAUUCUCCUCUUGGCUAUUGAGUCCAUUGUUCAUCUUUUCACGCUUCUGUUCAUAAUACCAUGGGCUACUCCACUUAUUGUUUUACUUUGCCUUGUGGUUUUGAAGUAUGUUGUAUAUUACUACACUAAAUCAUGUAGAAAUGUAUAUUUUGCACGUUUGGAGUCGUUUUAUCUCAUUGAUUCGACCAUUGAAUCAGCCAUAUAUGGUUCACCAAUAUAUCGUAGUUUCAAGAAGGAGUGGGAAUUGAUGCAUACCAUGGUUGAACAGGCCGAUUAUAAUAUAAGAUCAAACUAUAUGGCAAAAUCAUCAGUUUUUUGGAGCUCCAUUUCUUUUAGGUGUCUACUCUCACCAUUGGCUUUCUUUAUCCUCGUAUUUCCUUUGGUUAAGUCCAGGAUAUCUGGUACAGGAGUACAAGUUGGUUACUAUGCCACGGCAUACUCAAUAUUUCUUGCUGUCAACUCUAAAUUUUCAAGUAUGUUAACUAUUUACCACAUGUUAGAGAUGUAUACUAUGCCAAUCAGGAGGUUUGAGAAUUUCGUCCCUCCAAGCACCAAGAUCAAGUUUGACAAAAAGAGGAACAUUCACCAGACGGAUUUUAUUGUAGAUCGUUCUGCAUCAAGUAGAGAUGAUAAGAUAGCAGAUGAGGAUAUCAAGGACUCCCUUCGUAGAAGACGUCAUAACGAGUAUGCUGAGAGAAGAGCUGCUAGAUGUACUAGUCUCAAGAUGCUCUUCUUUAAGCACCAGGUUAAUAUAUUUGACAUCUCCAAGUAUGCAGUUCCAGGUCAAGUCAGAAUACAGCUAAGAGAUGUCAGUGUACAUGUGACGUCUGGCAAGUCUAAGGAGAAGCAUGUCAUUCUCAAGAAUGUUACAUGUUCGGCUAAUAUUUCUGAUAUUGUCGGAGUUAUUGGAAGAACUGGUGCAGGAAAGUCUACCCUAUUGUCAGUGCUCCAGAAUCUGGCGGAGAAUAGAGAUGGUUCUGUCCUCUUGGACGGCUGUGAUUUGAAUGAUAUGCCAAAGAAUGUGACUAGGCAGAUUAUUGGAGUACUACCUCAACUGCCCUUCGUAUUCAGGGGGUGGACUGUUCGCAGAUUCAUUGAUCCAAGAAUGUUAUUUGAAGAUGUUGAUAUUGAAGCAGCCUUGGAAAUUUGUGGUUUACUCAAGUUUGUAAUGAAUCUCCCAGGUGGCAAGGGCCUUGACGCCAUCAUCAUACCUGACCAUUAUCACAAGGAUAUGCCAAGGUAUUACAAGAGAGUGUACUAUGGACCUACUUUAAAGCCACAUGAUGCCUCUUCUGCAGAUAAUGUGAACAUUGACUAUGGAUCAGCACUGUCAAACUCACAAUUACGUACACUAUCAGUAGCAAGACUAGUGCUCUACAGAGAAUUCUUCAAGGUUAUCCUGGUUGAUGAGCCUCCAGAGGAUGAACUUGGAGUAACAAAGGAGGGUGUCCCGAUUUAUGAAAUUCUAAGGGCGCACUUCCAACACUGUACAACAUUUAUCGCAGCUCACGAUGCAAGUAUCUUGCGUUUCUGCACUUCAGUCUGGGCCUUUAAUGACGGCUCCCUUAUUAGGACCUACAAGACUGAAGAAGUUGUCGACAGCUACUCUCUAUCAAAGACCAUAGAGGAUUUCAUUACCACACAUGUUUAA